CCGAAUUGUUCGCCAGUUCUUUCUUCGGUACGGACGGAAUUCCGCAAUCCGCUCAGCACUCCAGCGCCAUCACAGGACAGAGUCUCUGUGUGUAACAAUUGACGAAAAGUAUCACAAAACGAAAUGUUCCGCUUGCCAACAGUUUUGCGUGUGAGCGCCGCCCGGCAGGUGGCCGCCAGCCGUGGCUACGCCAAGGAUGUCCGCUUUGGGCCGGAAGUGCGAGCCCUCAUGUUGCAGGGUGUCGAUGUGUUGGCUGAUGCCGUCGCCGUCACAAUGGGACCGAAGGGUCGCAAUGUUAUAUUGGAACAAAGCUGGGGCUCGCCAAAGAUCACGAAGGACGGUGUAACGGUGGCGAAGGGAAUCGAGCUAAAGUGCAAAUUCCAGAAUAUCGGCGCGAAGCUGGUGCAGGAUGUGGCGAACAACACGAACGAGGAGGCCGGUGACGGAACCACGACGGCCACCGUGCUGGCGCGAGCCAUCGCCAAGGAGGGUUUCGAGAAGAUCUCGAAGGGUGCCAAUCCGAUCGAGAUCCGACGCGGUGUUAUGCUGGCCGUGGACACCGUCAAGGAACACUUAAAGACGCUGUCGCGCAAAGUGAACACACCGGAGGAGAUCGCACAGGUGGCCACCAUUUCGGCGAACGGUGACCGUGCGAUCGGCGAUCUGAUCAGCGAGGCCAUGAAGCGCGUUGGCAAGGAGGGCGUGAUCACGGUGAAGGACGGCAAGACCCUCAACGACGAGCUGGAAGUGAUCGAGGGCAUGAAGUUCGACCGUGGCUACAUCUCGCCGUACUUCAUCAACUCGAGUAAGGGUGCCAAGGUGGAGUUCCAGGAUGCGCUCGUACUGUUCUCAGAGAAGAAGAUCUCGACCGUGCAGUCGAUCAUCCCGGCCCUCGAGCUGGCCAACCAGCAGCGCAAACCGUUGGUGAUCAUCGCGGAGGACGUUGACGGCGAGGCCCUCAGCACGCUGGUCGUCAACCGGUUGAAGAUUGGUCUGCAGGUGGCCGCCGUGAAGGCGCCCGGUUUCGGAGACAAUCGCAAAUCGACGCUCUCCGAUAUGGCGAUCAGUACGGGAGGUAUCGUGUUUGGCGAUGAUGCCAACCUGGUGAAGCUCGAGGACGUACAGCUAUCCGACCUGGGACAGGUCGGCGAAAUUACCAUCACCAAAGACGACUGCCUGUUGCUCAAGGGUCGUGGCACGCAGGAAGACGUGAAUCGCCGGGCGGAUCAAAUCCGUGAUCAGAUCGCGGAAACGACCUCGGAGUACGAGAAGGAGAAGCUACAGGAGCGCCUGGCACGCCUGUCAUCCGGUGUGGCCGUACUGAAGGUGGGUGGUUCGAGCGAGGUGGAGGUGAACGAGAAGAAGGAUCGCGUGAAUGAUGCGCUGUGCGCGACUCGGGCGGCUGUCGAAGAGGGAAUCGUCCCCGGUGGUGGCACCGCACUGAUCCGCUGCUCGCCGGCAUUGGCAAACUUGAAGGGAUCGAACGUGGAUCAGGACACAGGCAUCGAGAUCGUGCGUCGGGCCCUGCGGAUGCCGUGCACACAGAUUGCCAAGAACGCCGGCGUUGACGGUUCGGUCGUGGUGGCGAAGGUGGAGGAGCUGCAAGGAGACUUCGGUUACGAUGCCCUCAACAACGAGUACGUCAACAUGAUCGAGAAGGGUAUCAUCGAUCCGACGAAGGUCGUACGGACGGCACUGUCCGAUGCCUCGGGUGUCGCUUCGCUGCUGACCACGGCUGAGGCCGUUGUGACGGAGAUUCCAAAGGAGGAACCGGCUGGCGGACCAAUGGGCGGCAUGGGAGGUAUGGGUGGAAUGGGAGGAAUGGGUGGCAUGGGAGGCAUGAUGUAAGCUCCACCACUGGGGCCAGUGAAAGAAGUUUUACCUUGUUCCGGAAAUGAAGCUGCGCCGGAAGAGUUGGGUUCGUCAAAAAGUCCUAGCAAACUCUACCAACGACGACCAAUCUCUUCGGGCAUGCACCUUCGUAUCGCGGGAAAGGAACCGACACUCAAUGCAUUUAUUACCACCCCACAAUUCCGUUCAACCUCCAUAGAAAAGACGCCAAAAAGUAUCUCUCAAGCCGCCGGCGUUCUUAGAACUUACGACUAUAGGACAGACAGAGAGAGAGA
Messenger RNA from Anopheles bellator, 2126 nucleotides. It is a transcript of the gene Hsp60A, whose product is annotated as heat shock protein 60A. NCBI's taxonomy places the organism in Eukaryota, Metazoa, Arthropoda, Insecta, Diptera, Culicidae. The record is from RefSeq and is a predicted model, not a curated record. Gene Ontology annotation, molecular function: protein-folding chaperone binding; ATP binding; ATP-dependent protein folding chaperone. Gene Ontology annotation, cellular component: mitochondrial matrix; mitochondrial inner membrane. Gene Ontology annotation, biological process: apoptotic mitochondrial changes; protein refolding; protein import into mitochondrial intermembrane space. The coding region runs from base 124 to 1848 and encodes 574 amino acids. The transcript is spliced from 3 exons.